CAAAAUGAGCGGAAGAGGAAAAACCGGAGGCAAAGCCAGGGCCAAGGCAAAGACCAGGUCAUCCCGCGCCGGACUUCAGUUUCCCGUGGGUCGUGUUCACAGACUUCUCCGUAAAGGAAAUUACGCUCAGCGUGUGGGGGCUGGCGCGCCCGUCUACUUGGCCGCUGUGCUCGAGUAUCUGACUGCUGAGAUCCUUGAGUUGGCUGGCAACGCUGCCCGCGACAACAAGAAGACUCGCAUCAUUCCUCGUCACCUGCAGCUGGCUGUCCGCAACGACGAAGAGUUGAACAAACUCCUCGGUGGUGUCACCAUCGCUCAGGGUGGAGUGUUGCCUAACAUCCAGGCAGUACUUCUUCCCAAGAAGACCGAGAAGGCUGUCAAGUCCAAGUAAUGUCCCCGUUUG
Osmerus eperlanus (European smelt) is the source of this 403-nucleotide messenger RNA. Its product is annotated as histone H2A-like. The coding region runs from base 5 to 391 and encodes 128 amino acids. Lineage: Eukaryota; Metazoa; Chordata; Actinopteri; Osmeriformes; Osmeridae. The transcript has a single exon. Gene Ontology annotation, molecular function: protein heterodimerization activity; DNA binding; structural constituent of chromatin. Gene Ontology annotation, cellular component: nucleosome; chromatin. Gene Ontology annotation, biological process: heterochromatin formation. The record is from RefSeq and is a predicted model, not a curated record.